This is a messenger RNA of Ostertagia ostertagi, 318 nucleotides long. Lineage: Eukaryota; Metazoa; Nematoda; Chromadorea; Rhabditida; Trichostrongylidae. The record is from the annotation of a GenBank genome assembly.
AUGCUGGAGGAAGAGAAACAACGAAGUGAACAUAUGGAACGAGUGCUGGCUGAGCUACAGCACAAACUCGGCCAUCGUCUUGAUACCGUGCUAGAAGACGAAGCCGCCGACGAACCAUCAGAUGAGCCAGAAUUUGAUGAAGUCGUCGACGUGAAGGAAAAUGGCGUCAAUGUAAGAACGCAGAACGCUGGCGGGCGUCGUGACGGUGACACCACUUUGCCGAACGGUGUUGUGGACGACGACGACGAAGAAGACGACCCUGAUGACCCCGAAGCAUGGAGAAAAGACGACUUUCUCAUGGUCUCCACCCAAUCGAUU